Molecule: messenger RNA, 2438 nt
Organism: Dioscorea cayenensis subsp. rotundata (Guinea yam)
Lineage: Eukaryota; Viridiplantae; Streptophyta; Magnoliopsida; Dioscoreales; Dioscoreaceae
Product: protein downstream neighbor of Son
Exons: 15
Coding region: 267-2189 (640 amino acids)
Biological process (GO): nuclear DNA replication
Cellular component (GO): nucleus
Source: RefSeq, a predicted model, not a curated record
GGAAAACGCGCGUCUCAUUCCGAAAACUAAAAUUUUUGAACAGGCCGCCCCCAAUUCGCAAACCCUCUCGCACUCUUUCUCAUCUCGCCCCCUUUUGCUUUUUGAUCAUCUUCUCCGAUCGUGGCUCUCUCCGGCGAGAUUCCUUCCCGUCGGCACGCCGAUCGGGUCUCCUGUGAAGCAUCAAUCGGUUUCCGAUCUCGGUUGUGGCGCAUUUUAGGGUUGGUGCAGAUUGGGGAGAAGAUAUGAGUGCUUAGGAUUUGGUUGGAAUGGCGGAGGCAGUUGUUCUUGAUUCUUCAUCUCAUCAGAAUUUUCCAUUUGGGCGAGUACAAGAUGAUGUGAAAAUGAAAAGGAAGACUCCCUCGGAACUGAGGGCAGAACAGUUGAACCGACGGAGUGGUGUGAUUGCUGCCAAUGAGGAAUCGGCUUCUUCUCUGGUUUCUGAGAGGGUCAAUAGUGGUGCCUAUGGGCUCCAGAAAUCUACACAACCUAAGAUUCCAAAAUAUAUUGAUACCCGCGUUGACGUGGUUUAUCCUGUCAAAAAGUCUAGUGAGAGGUGUAGAAUGCUUUAUGGAAAAGAAAAGGCUAAGGAAUCUGUUAGUGCCAGUGGCACAUUUGGUAAUCUGGAUGUUGCACAUGUUGAAUCUAACUUUGCCACUAAGGGCAAGCCUUUGCUUCCAUGUGAGAAAAUCGGUGCUGCUAGCAUUCCAGUUUGUCCAGACUCUUUCGCCAAGGAUCAGUCAGACAAAUGUUUCCGGAAAAUGGAAAAAUGCAGCCAGAGUGUAUUACAAGAUGUCAUUGGACUCCAUUUGGGAAGUGAUAAACCUGAAUCUUCAAAUGUUAACAUGGAAAAAGCACUAAAAGGUUUAGUUGUUCAAGAUGCUCCUGCCAUAUCUAAUUCAGUUGCUGAUUCUUCUGGAAAAGUUGGUGAUAUUCCUUCACUUUCUUCUGGGAAAUUCUCUUCUGAAUUUCAUGUACAGGGUCAUAGAAUCCCUCUGGAUUUUACCCUCAAGACAAACUUACGCUUGGUUUCAUCAUCUAGUGUGAAAUGGUGUCAUAGUUUAAGUGCAAGUCCUACUAAUGUUGGUGUAAAUCACUUCACUUAUCAGUUUGGACGCAAGAAAGAUAAUAAUCUUGGCUGCAAUCCUGCACAUGGUUUGUCAGAUGAUGCCCUUUUUUCUAAUGCUUUGAUUUCAUGGGUGUAUCCACAAUCUUCUCUUCCGCCUUCUCUGAUAUCUGCAAUGGCCAUGUCAACUGUAAGGGGAGAAAUUGACUUCUUAUCAAAAAGGCAGCAGGACUGGGAAGAUUCAUUUCAAAGUCUUUACUUCAUGCUCCGUAAGGGCUUGUGCAACAUCUUUUAUGUUUAUACAUCACAGUUUGUUGUGCUGUUUGUUGGUGGAAACUUUAUGGGAAAGAAUAAACUCUCAUGUAAUGCUUAUGUGUCACAAUCGACAUCUGGUUUGCGGUCCUUGUUGAGAAAGCAUGAUAUUUGCUUUUCCAUGCCUCUUUGUCAUGCGGAAGUAGAGCGAGCUUCUGAAGAUGACCUUGUUGAACUUUCAGAGAUUGAGAAGCGAAACCUUGGCCAGACGUUUCUGAUUGAUUCACUAUCUGAUGUUGAUAACAGCCCUCGGUCUCUUCUGGCGUUUAUUGGGAAUGAAAAUGUCCACAGCCUAUAUGAUUUUGUUUUAAAUUAUAGGUUUUUUUUUAAUUCUUUGACUGGUGCUGAUGUUCCUUUGCUGUACUCACCUGUGCCAUUCCAAAAUGCUUCUCUUUCCAUUCCACAGGUUCGCUGUAAGGAGAUGAAGAGGGCUGAUCUAAUCGUUUCUUCAGGUGGAAUUAACAGGGAGGAUAUUGAAGCAAUUUCAGGUUUAUCAUCUGCAGGUGUUUGUUAUAGCAUUGAAGUAAAAGAUACAAUCCUUCCUCCCUGGGUAGUCUGUAAAAUCUGUGCGGCAAUGAGCUCAGAUGGAAGAAGUUAUGAGACAAGCCUGACAACUGAUCCGUCUUCGCUCGGCUUAAAUGCAGCCCUUGAUCCUGUGUGUCUAAAAUCUGAGCUGUCCAACAACUGUUCAAAAGAAAACUGCAAUGCCUUCGGCAUUCCAGAAGCUGUUCUAUCUUCUAAUCUUCGUAAAGCCUCACUGCGACACAUCAAAUUCACUAAUGGUUCUCAGGUUGUUGAUAUCAAUCUGAUAUAGUCGAAGGACUUAAAGGUCAAAAGCGUGCAUUACAUUUGUUUAUGCAGAGAUUGAAUUUCUGCCUUGCCCUUUAUGAGGAUAUCCUUCUCCAGUCUUGAAAGGGGAUCGAGGGAUAUUGGCCAUUGAUAAUGUUUGAUAAGUAACUUUAAAAGCAUCUACUCAAUUACCUGGUUUGGUAUAAUUUGUCAAAUGUAUUGACACUUGGAAACAAGUUAUCAUAAGCUCAACUUGUUUGAUUGACAUUGUUUA